Molecule: messenger RNA, 1575 nt
Organism: Penicillium expansum
Lineage: Eukaryota; Fungi; Ascomycota; Eurotiomycetes; Eurotiales; Aspergillaceae
Product: NCA2 family protein
Exons: 3
Coding region: 1-1575 (524 amino acids)
Cellular component (GO): mitochondrial outer membrane
Source: RefSeq, a predicted model, not a curated record
AUGACCACCCUCCUGGAUCAAACACUUCAACUUCACGAUGAGUCCUAUUACUGGGGUGAGAUGCUGGGGUCAAUCUGGUACAGUGGUCUGUAUGCUGUUCAAAAAUCUCCAGAGCAACUCUGCCAGUGGACGAAGGAUGUAUGCAUCGCUCAAACCUACCAAGGAACUCCAUCCAUCACUGCCAGGUGGUCUCGAUUUUACCAGAUUGCGCGCCAAAGUGCUUGGGGACUCGGAGGACACUCCAUACGCGCCCAUUUGCUGUCCCCAAUAAGAUCAUCCCGGGCUGAAAUGCGACAGAAACGAGACUUGCUUAUGAAAAUGAAAGACCUCCAUACGAGCAGCCUUGGCCUUCUAAUGGAGGGAUGGCAUCUUUUCGAAGCGAAUGACUCCUCGACUUUAAACUCUGGGGCUAUCAGCACCCAAUGGUGCGAUGCAGUUUACAGAGCAGUGGUCCUAAUCGAAGCCAUCUUUCAUCAUAUAGCACUUGAGCCUAGCACCCACGAAUUGGAACAGGGAGUAUUCGCCACACUAGAGGGGGGUGUUGACAGCAUUGAAAUGCACACACGAGGGGAGAACCCGGUGCAUAAGCCUUUGGAUUUGAUCGAGCGACUUAUGCAUGUUCUUCGAGAGAAGUUGCCAAACCAUACCACGUCAAUGUCAUUAUUCAUUCGUCGCCACGGGCGCCCCUCAUCCAUAGUCCGCUAUUGGUUACCAGUCUCGGCCGCUCUCCUUUCAGGAAGUGCAUCAAUGAGGUUUUUGGCCAACCGACAAGAGGAAAUCACCCAGUCGAUUGUCGAUAUCGGUUCCACCACUAUCGAUUUCUGGGGUAACUGGGUCGUGCAUCCAAUCCGAAAACUCAUUGGGACGAUCAGACAUGAUGAAAAAAGCGAGAUUGCGAUCAUGAGCAAGAAUAGCCUGCUGGCUGAUCGGGCGAGUCUAGAGAGAAUGGUAGUGGAUUUUGUCCGCGAUCGCCCGGAUCUUCACCAGGGUGUGGUGGCGGAUACCACCGCCAUCGUUAAUUCUGUCAAGGAGGGUGACUUAACUCCCGUUCUGAAAGCAUAUGAAAGGGACCUGCGGUCGCCAUUUGUUGGAACCGUUAGAGGUGAUCUCGUCCGUGCUCUUUUAAUACAGAUUCAGAAGACGAAGGUCGACGUGGAAAUUGCCAUCAGUGGUAUCGAUGCUUUGCUGAAGAGCCAGGAGCUUGUAUUUGGGUUCGUUGGGUUGACUCCUGGGAUCUUGGUUUCCUUUGCAACUAUGAGGUGGCUAGGUGGUCUUCUCGGCAGCCGACGAGGAUUGCGAAAGGGCAAGCAGCGACAUAAACUAAGACGUGGAUUACGGAAUGUGGCUCGCAUUUUGACCUCUUCUGCGGUUUUAUCCAAUGGGACUAUCGCUUACAAGGACUCUGGACAAUUGAUCUGCGAGGCAGAGGCUCUCCUUCAGCAUGUGAGGAUAAUUUCUGGAAGCAUGCAGUACGAAGAGUUCCGAGAAGACAUCCAAGAUCUCUUGAAUGUCCAGAACGGAGUGGACAAGCAACUUCGCGUGAUCGAAAGAAUGAGAUGGGCGUAUUUCCAAUAG